This is a messenger RNA of Paramuricea clavata, 1444 nucleotides long. Lineage: Eukaryota; Metazoa; Cnidaria; Anthozoa; Malacalcyonacea; Plexauridae. The record is from the annotation of a GenBank genome assembly.
GUUUUACUGUCACUUUCAAGGUGGCAAACUUGUUUACCUUUACACAAAGAAGCGGGGCAGUGUGCCGAAAUGUGGUGAUUGCAAGAAGAAACUACAGGGGGUGAGAAUAUGUACAGCUUCGCUUAUAUAUGUGCAAAUAUUGUGCUACUAAGAGGCUAUUAUGUGUGACUGACUUGCUGUAUUGUUUUUAGCUGCCAGCUGUACGACCAAGAAAACUUAAACAGUUAUCAAAGCCUAAAAAGACAGUUUCACGUGCCUAUGGAGGUUCUCGAUGUGCCAAAUGUGUAAGAGAAAGGUAACUAUGAUUGUAUUUUUUCUUCUUGUUUGUACACAAAGCACAUAUUCUGGAUGAUUUUUUAAGGGUUUCCAUAAUUAGUCAACUACAGAAAUGCAGAUACUUACAAGAGCAGGAAAAUCAAGCUAUGUUUCUCAAUUCUAUUUAUUUGCCUCCAAUACAAUACUACUACAUACAGGGGUGGAAAAAAUAGGCGAGCGAGCACUGCUCGCAGGAAAUGUUAAACAGCUGCAGGAAAUUUGUUUGAAUGAAGAUUUGCUAUUGAUAUUUUGAAGGAAACCUUAACACCCAUGUCCCAUUACCGGCACAACAACAUAUGGUUGACAGACAUUAUUCCUUGAAUUUAAAACUAUGGUCAGCUAGGACACUACAUGUUUAUGCACACGCAGAUUUAGCACAAAAAUACUCUGUUGGUCUGCAGGAAAUUUUUGUUCUCCAGUUUGUGCUCCCAGGAAGAAUUUUUUUUUUCCUGCCCUGACUGCAUAUACUGAAAGGUGUGAACCAUAUUUUCUGACUCUGUAACUGCAGGUUGACCACCAAUUGUUGGGCAAUAUAGUAUUUUACGGUGAAACCUCUUUAAUGUAAAGAAUAUAUGUGGUUCAUUGAAGGGAAACAGACAUGAAUAAUUCAGCAGCAAUGUACUGCUUAAUGCCCGAACAUUCUACUCAUGAAAGCAGACUUUCUCACAUGAAGAAAGUGUGCAAAGAUUUUAGUCAGAAAAUUGAAUGAGAUAAAAAUCAUUAAGGGGACUUUGUAACUAUGAAAAUGAUAUCUGUAGGCCAUGUAGAUGUGCCAAACUGUAUAUACUGUACGCACAAUUACAAUUUGCGGACUUCCUUAAAAAUUUUCAUAUUUGAAGAAAUUUUAAUUUCAAAAAGUGGAUGCACUGCUUCCAAGACGAUAUUCUUUAAUGUUGUUCUUGAUGAAUCUCUUGCCAGUAUCGAAUGUGUUUGCGUGUGCACUGGUCAUUGUUGCACAUCCCUAAUAAAACUUGCAUAAAGCAACUUUCUUCUCACACAAAGCAUUGCAUCUUUCCUAGAAUUGUGAGGGCGUUUUUAAUUGAAGAACAGAAGAUUGUGGUUCGUGUAUUGAAGGCACAAAGUGGAAAUAAGGGAAAAGGCCAAUGAGUUCUUUAGGAUAAAAUAAAUA